This is a messenger RNA of Cynoglossus semilaevis (tongue sole), 2100 nucleotides long. It is a transcript of the gene il11a, whose product is annotated as interleukin 11a. Gene Ontology annotation, cellular component: cytoplasm. Gene Ontology annotation, biological process: positive regulation of cell population proliferation; positive regulation of MAPK cascade. NCBI's taxonomy places the organism in Eukaryota, Metazoa, Chordata, Actinopteri, Pleuronectiformes, Cynoglossidae. Bases 511 to 1113 code for a protein of 200 amino acids. Gene Ontology annotation, molecular function: cytokine activity; growth factor activity. The record is from RefSeq and is a predicted model, not a curated record. The transcript is spliced from 5 exons.
GAGGGGAGGAGGAAAGAGGGAGGGAGAGAGAGGGAGAGAGAGAGAGAGAGAGUGUGUGUGUGUGUGUCUGUGUUUUUAUGAAUGAAGUGAGUCACUGCCGAUGUGUCAUAGGCCCGACGUCUUUAUAAAGGAAGUUUUAAACAAGCCUAAACACUUCACUGCGCGCAAAAAUUGGACUUAACAACACUCUCAUCCCUGUCUCUGCACUGCUGCUGCCUCUGUCCCCGUCUCUGUCUCUGUCCUCUCUCUGCUCAGUGUCCGUGAGUCUCCAUCAACAGACCACAGGGGCUCAUCUCAGGCACAAAGUUUCUCUUUUACCUCUCUCUCUCUCUCUCCCUCUCCCUCUCUCUCCCUCUCAUUCAUUCUCUCCUGACAACUUUCCUCCUCACCCGCACUGACGACAGAGAAGACGCUGCGGGAGCACGUGAUAUUUCCGGAGUUCAAUUGAUUUAUUCGUUUGCUAUUUAUUUAUUUAUUUAUUUACCUGCGAUUCUCUGGGACCGAGUCAGAAUGAGAUUGCUGCUGGACUCCUCCUCCUCGCUCCUCUUCUCACUGCUAUUGGCUCAGCUGCCGGUGUUCACCGCGGCCUCUCCGGUGCCGCAGCGGCGACCCAGUGACAUGGACAAGCUGUCCAAUCAGACCAAGCAUCUGAUGAAGCUCACGCAAGAACUGCUGAGAGGGCCUUCGCUCGACUCUAAUGUGGAGCCCCACAGGUUCAGGUCACUGCCAGAAAUGAGCAACAGAUCAGCCAAUGACCUCAGCAAUCUUGAGCUGAAGCCCACGCUGUCGCAGCUGCAUUCUGACCUGAACCAGUACGAACACCACUUUGAGUGGUUGAUCAAGGUGUCGGAGAAGCACCACCAUCCCGCAGUCCCCAAACUGGUGGAGAUGACCAGAGAGAUGAAGUCCCUCAUCAGCCUGCUGCAGCGUCAGAUGCUCAAGAUCGACGCUCCCAGGGUGACCCCCCCCAGGCCGUCUCUGCCUCCCCACCUGCCCUAUCCCUUUGAUGUGUUCCAGUCCAACCGUGAGCUCCUUCAACGUUUCAAGCUCUUCUGUGAUUGGGCGUACAGGGCGCUCAUCAGCCUCAAGCCCAAAGUCACCGCAGUACAAUGACGGCCACCAGGAGUCCCGCCUCCCUCAGAGGGACACUAGGACCAUGUCAUAUUGCACUGUAGUUGAUAGCAUCUCUUCAAAGGCCAAAACACCAACCAAUGACAUGUGUGCUAAAGAAUGUGUCUUCUUGUCAGAGCCAAUGAGGAUUUAACGUACUGCAGCUAAAUACAAGCCUCUAGGAAUUAUGAUAAAAGGAAACAGCUGGCUUAAAUAUACUGAUGAUGAUGAUGAUGAUGAUGAUGAUGAUGAUGAUGAUGAUGUAACACCCAGCCAAACCUUCUCCUGCUUGUUAAUGACCAUGUUAUUUAUGUAUUUAUUUAUUUAUUGACUGUUAGUAAUUUAUUGAAUUUUAUUUAUUUGACUUCGUCGUGUGCCACACUCAUCUUUAUUUCUGUUGUAACGUGAAUUUUCUCGCCCACAUCUCUGUUUUCUGUGUCUUUCUGUUGUGUGUGUUGUUCCAGAAAACCCCAGUAGCACUUCCUGAACCUGAAUAUUUACUGUUGUUCCACUUAAGUUAGCGUUAGCAUGGUGGCUUCCCCUCAGUCAGUGGUCCCUCCAGCAGCUGUAGCGCUCAGCUCCACUGCUCCGAGGAACAUGUUUGAGAAGAUUCCAGUGUCAUGCAGUGACGGCUCAGUUGUUCUGUAGUCGUUUCACUCUGUAAACGUUAGAACGUUAGUAGAGAGAAGUGAAUACUUUGUUUUGUUCCGUAGGUCGACUUUGGAUUAUUUAACAUUGUGGUAAAGUUGAGUGAAUGUGCCCUGAUGCUGAGCACUGAUGGACCUGAUAAGAUUCUUUGCACAAACUUGUAAGGAUUAGCCCGUUGGACGAGUCGGACGGCUGAUCUAAGUGUGUGCUUUGGGAUGAAAAGUUUGUCUGUGUGAUUGUAGUUUUCAUUUUUAAACACCCAAAGCCUUAAAAUACUAUGUAUUGAGAGAAUAUGUUCUGUACAGGUGUACAUAACUUUACAAGAAUGUAAAAUGUAUACAA